Lepisosteus oculatus (spotted gar) is the source of this 3250-nucleotide messenger RNA. It is a transcript of the gene tmem267, whose product is annotated as transmembrane protein 267. NCBI's taxonomy places the organism in Eukaryota, Metazoa, Chordata, Actinopteri, Semionotiformes, Lepisosteidae. The record is from RefSeq and is a predicted model, not a curated record.
GGGAAAAGCACACACACGAAAGAAAGAGACUGUCUUCCACCCUCCGUCCCACUAUAUACAGUCCCAUAGGUCCACCCCCAGGCGCUGAUCUCAGCCCACCCUGCGUGCGCAUGGCUAAAGCGACCCGCGUAGCCCGCGCCUGAAGAGUCGAGCGUCCCGCCGACUCCAAACCCUCGAUCCAGGCUGCUCCGCGGGCUCGUCCUGCUAGCCUCUCCGUCUGGGCAGGCUCUCCGUCCAGGCCAGGACCCUCCGGCUCGGCUAGGGCUCUCUCCCCGCGUCGCUCCGGCCCUCUGACCGUUCCACUCCUUCCUGCUUCUGAUACCACUGUAACGACCGCGGGCUUCGGCACCGAAUGGAGAAGGCAUAGGAUUCAGGGAAUGGGGUUGAACAACACAUCAUCUUGGCCUCAUAUACAUGUUUAAUCCCUUCUGAAGCCAAUGUUAUGUAAUUUUGUGCUAAAACAGUAUUACUUUUUCGACAUUUAGCUGACCUUGGUAUAUUGAUUCAGAUUUUCAGUUGAACAAUGUAAACUGCAUUAGCAGAAGAUUAAAAUUCACAGCUACUGUACUUUGAAUGUGAGCUCCUUUGACUUGCAAUAGCAUUUAAACUUUUUAGAACCGAUUAAAUGACCAGUUCACAUUUUGUAAAUAUUGGCAUUUCCGAAUUGCAAAUGCGAAUAUUGUUAACAAUGGUUAAGUAUUUCUGAAACCAGUACUUUAUAAGGAGAAUUUAACUUUCGUGUCUGUACUUUAUACAGCACACACAAGAUUUUGUAAUACAGUCACACGGAUGACAUGGGAGUCAAUGUUUUGGGCCGUCAGUAAAUCGUGCUGAAAUGCAGCUACGAUAAAUUGGCAAUAUUGUUUUAGUAAAUUUUAUUGAACAAUAUCACUUUUCAAAAUAGCACACUAAUUACCAAUCACAGCGACACAUAUACUGCAGUACUGUAUAGUCACACAUCUGUCGGUCACCGUCUGUUCUGUCAAUAGUACCGCCUAGUCAUAUCCUAGAAUACACAGCUCACCUCUCUUUUGUUUCGCCUUAAAGCAUUUUUUUUAAUAAAAACGUUGUUCAAAAUUCACAUAAUUCUUUAAUUCACAGCAAAGUAUAAUGUGUGUUUAAAGGUUUGGUUAUUAACUAUACAUUGGCACCCUAUUUUUCUUUCGCUGCUCUAAGGUUACUUCGUCAUAUUUUCUAUUAUAGGCAGCAAAAAUUAUUAUUUAAAAAAAAUCUAGAUUUUUUUUGCACAAUUCACGUCACAGUGAAUUCAGUAAUACGGUUUUCAUCAUUUUCCCUUAACGCCACCAGAUGGAACAAUGCUCUAUGUAUUGAGGCAUUUUCCGUACAGUAGAUUCGUGCAUUGCAUGUCCUGUCCGUGUCUCUUCCUGAAUGGUUGAUUGGCACUUGUCUUGACCAAUCCGGUGGGAGUGUGUGAGGUGUUUGACCAAUUGCACUUGUGCAAGGGAGGCUGCUAUUGGUCCCCAGCUCAAAGGGAAAGUGUGUCCGGGCUGUGAAAGGUACUGUACAAGUAAGCAUCUGACAGAGGAUGAUUCAGCGUUGAACUGCCAUGGAAGAAGCCUGCUUUGUGGAAAAUUCAACCCUGCUUGGAAACAGUAACACUCACUAUGGCUGCCCUCAACGUAGCUACGGAGACCGAAAAGGCACGCGCUCUGCUCCAGACCUUCAGCACUGCCUCUGUCGUAGCCAGCACAGGACUGGGAAUGUUUUGCUUUUUCGCCGACAGGUUCUUGCAAUUGUCCUUUGUCCAGCAUCAUGACUGGUUCCGUGCCAUUUCGGACAAUGCCGUGCAUGGCAUAGUAGGCCUCUGGUCCUGGGCUAUCGUCAUCGGGCUCAGGAAGAGGAGUGACUUCUAUGAAGUUGUCUUGGCUGGGGUUCUGGCUUCCAUUAUCGACCUGGACCACUUUUUCUUGGCUGGCUCCCUCUCUCUAAAAGCUGCCCUGAACCUCCCCCAUAGGCCUCCCCUGCACUGUUCCUCUCUGAUUCCAGCACUGGCCUUCUCUCUCAAGUUCCUCAUGUGGGCGUGCCGGCUGAAGGACUCCUGGUGCUUCCUGCCCUGGAUGCUGUUCAUCUCCUUGGCCUCUCAUCAUGUGCGAGAUGGUGUGCGCCACGGCCUGUGGAUCUGUCCUUUUGGGAAUACCGCCCCCGUCCCUCACUGGCUCUACAUUGCCAUCACCACUACCUUACCUCACCUUUGCUCAGUGCUCAUGUACCUGACUGGCACCAGGGACAUGAUCUCCACAAAGCAUGGUAUUGCUAUAGACGUCUGAGGUGGCACCAAGCCAUUACUGCUCCACACAGUCUGUAUGUACUGUAUUGUAUUGGUGAACUGUAUGUGGUCUGCCUGUGUUAUCUCAUGAGAAUCUUGAUCUCUGAGUGUGACAGUUUUCACAAAACCACAUGAAGACCAGUGUUUCACAACCUGCCUGGAGGCCAGUGUUGAGGAAUAGUGAUUGGGCUUUUGGUUGCAAUUUGCUGUGAAGAAUGGGACUUGUGUUGUUUUAGCUUGAUAAUAAGUGAGUCCCCCGUGUGUUUUUAAGAGUAGUGCAUACUAAUGCCUCCUGGUUUAAGGCAUUUGUUUUUGAGCUUUUAACUUAUUUUGAGCUGCUGAAGGUUCAUAAUUUAAUCUGAAGAAAUUACUAAAAGGAACCAUGGUUUGGACCAUAGAGUUAUUCUUGCACGUUUUCUAAUGAUGGACAUUUAAAAUAUUCACAAGACCAGUUGAUUUCAUUUACUGGUGUGGGAAUAAAGUGUUUAAUUUCUGAUGAAUUCAGUCAUUUGUGUAUAUGCCUGCUUCACACCCCUACCCACUUCUCAUUAGUUUCUUGUUUUAUUAAUGUUGUUACUGUGUUCAUGGGAUAUUACGAUUUGUGUGUUCAUUGUGCACCAAGGCCUACUGUUUUGUGGGCUAAGAAGCAAAAUUACUUUCACUGUCACUACUGCUGUCCCACUGAGUAAUAUGACAUAGACCUGUGGUUUUAACACUGUACCAUAAAGGCCAGACGGAUCUAGGCUGUUAGUUUUCUAAUGAUUAAGAUUCAAUUUGUCCUCUGCACAUAUUUAUUUCUGCAUCUCAAUUCAAUCAAAUGGGAUUUUUAAAAAACUGUUUAAUAAUCAGAUUUGUUUGGGUGUAAGAAUAAAGAGGCUGUAGCUGAUAAGGUGUUCAUCUUUGUUCUGGAUAUUUGCACUGUAAAAUUGUAACUGGAAUAAAGUACAUGUCCAGGAUCUUUCC